GUAUAGUAUUGUCUGGAGUGCUGUGCGGUCUUCUAACGAUGUUGCGCUUCCGUUCUUAUUUUCGUACCGUUCGGUCUGUCUGCUCGUUUCGUUUUCUUUCUUCUCAAUCGAACGUCGAGCGUUCUCGAUAUCCAGGAUCUCGUUCAAGAUUUUCUUGUGUUAUUGAUGAGUGCAGGCCACCUGCUAUCCAUCCAGACGAAGGCGUCUCUGUAUUUAGAAUUUUGAGCAGCGAAGGCCGCGUCAUUGAUUCAAAUCAAGAUCCCAAUAUACCUGAUGAGAAGCUGUUGAAUAUGUAUGAAACCAUGGUGGUGUUAAAUGUGGCUGACAACAUACUGUAUGAGUCACAAAGACAGGGUCGUAUUUCAUUCUAUAUGACAGCAUACGGAGAAGAAGCAACUGUUAUUGGCAGCACUGCUGCAAUCGAUGCUAAUGAUCUGAUCUAUGGUCAAUACCGUGAGGCUGGGGCAUUGCUAUUUCGAGGAUAUACAUUGUCUGAAAUGAUGAAUCAGUGCUAUGGAAACCACUUGGAUUCAGCAAAAGGAAGACAGAUGCCGAUCCACUAUGGAGCUCAUCAUUUGAAUUUUCAAACUAUUUCGUCACCUUUAGCAACUCAGAUGCCACAAGCACCUGGUGCUGCAUAUGCAUUCAAACGAGAGCGUUCUGGACAAUGUGUCAUGUGCUAUUUUGGAGAUGGUGCUGCCAGUGAAGGAGAUGCUCAUGCAGCCUUUAACUUUGCUGCAACUUUGGACUGUCCGGUCAUCUUUUUCUGUCGAAACAAUGGUUAUGCUAUUUCAACUCCAACAUCUGAACAAUAUCGUGGAGAUGGAAUAGUUUCUCGUGGUCCUGGCUAUGGAAUAGAGAGUGUUCGUGUUGAUGGCAAUGACCUGUUGGCUGUCUACAGUGUCACUAGAAUGGCUAGAAAGAUUUGUGUUAAAGAAAAUAGGCCUUUUCUUAUUGAAGCCAUGACAUACAGGAUUGGUCAUCACAGUACGAGUGAUGAUUCUAGCGCUUAUAGAUCUUCAGAUGAUGUCAAAUUUUGGGACAAACAAGAUCAUCCCAUCAGUCGUGCAUACAACUACCUUGUCAGUAAGGGCAUUUGGAGUGAAUCACGGGACACUGAGUUGAGACAGACAAAAAAGAAACUGGUUAUGGAGGCAUUUAGAGAAGCAGAAGCACAGCCGAAGCCUCCUAUAGAAGAGCUGUUUCGUGAUGUGUACGACAACAUGCCAUCUCACAUUGAGACACAACUAAAUGAAAUUCGACAGCAUGUUGCUAAAUAUCCUAAUCAAUAUCCAACUAAUUUUUCUAAAUGAGUGUUUCUGCUUUGUGUUGGUGGGAAAUGUAAUUUCAAGAAAUUAUCAACAUGACUGAUCUACAGUACUUGAUCAUCUUAUGACUCUUCACAGUGAUGCCUUCAAGGCUUGUUAUUGCUGAAGGAUGAAAGAGUAAAUGAUAGCAAUAGCAUUGUUGUUGUCAAUCUAGAAGUAUGUAAUGGCAAUACAGCUGUUACUCACAAUCUCCCAGUCACUGCACAACUGGCAUGGCACACGUGUGUUUUGAUUUGUCCAGGUUAUCCAGCUU
Molecule: messenger RNA, 1581 nt
Organism: Corticium candelabrum
Lineage: Eukaryota; Metazoa; Porifera; Homoscleromorpha; Homosclerophorida; Plakinidae
Product: 2-oxoisovalerate dehydrogenase subunit alpha, mitochondrial-like
Exons: 8
Coding region: 39-1313 (424 amino acids)
Biological process (GO): branched-chain amino acid catabolic process
Molecular function (GO): oxidoreductase activity, acting on the aldehyde or oxo group of donors, disulfide as acceptor
Source: RefSeq, a predicted model, not a curated record